AUGCUCUUGAUUUUGAUGUUAUUCUCAAAGCAAUGUACUGGUGAGGCUACUGCUCUAGGUGCGUGUGUGUCCGCCACCCCAGGUGCUACUGAGUCCACUGAGGCACUGCACACCUUCACUCUAGACUCAGGCGCUUCGCGCUGUUUCUUUCGUGACCGCACUGCUCUUGAGCCUCUUGCUCGACCAGUCGCUGUCUCGCUCGCUGACCCCUCUGGGGGUCCGGUCAUUGCGACCUCCUCCACCCUCCUUCCUUGUCCUGCUGUCCCGUCGGGCACACUGUCAGGUCUCCACCUCCCCUCGUUCUCUACGAACUUGGUGGCGGGUUGUGCGCUUCAGGAUGGGGGUGUUCACCAGUUCACCCCUGCCUACGAGCGUGUGACACACUGCACGUGUGCUCGGACGGGCCGUCACCUGGCUACCUUCACUCGGCAGCCGGGGUUGGACCUGUACACACUGACCACUGAGUCCCCUCAGGUAGCGGCGUCUGCGUAUGCGUCUGCGUUAGGUCAGCUCUCUGCCCCCUGCUCGUGUCGCUCUCUAGCGCACAAGACUGUCCUCUGGCACCACCGACUUGGUCACCCGUCAGUGCAGCGCCUUCGGGGCAUGCACGCCCGGUACCUUGUCUCUGGUCUUCCUCGGGUACUCCCUCCCCUCCCACCCUCCCUUGCUCCUCCUUGUCUUCCCUGUGUCGAGGGGCGGCAGCGCGCUGCCCCUCACUCCUCCUCGUUCCCCCCGACGACUGCUCCUUUGCAGACGCUCCACAUGGACGUGUGGGGCCCAGCCCGCGUCCGUGGUCAGGGCCAGGAGAGGUACUUCUUGAUCGUCGUUGACGACUACUCGCGCUACACCACGGUCUUCCCCUUGCGCACCAAGGGUGAAGUCCCUGAUGUUCUGAUCCCUUGGAUCAGCAGAGCACGUCUUCAGCUGCGAGAGCGUUUUCGCUCGGAGUUUCCUGUUCUGCGCUUGCACUCUGACAGAGGUGGCGAGUUCUCCUCCGACCUCUUGGCAGCCUACUGUGCCGAGCAUGGCAUUCGCCAGUCGUUCACGCUCCCGGCCUCUCCACAGCAGAAUGGGGUUGCUGAGCGCCGCAUUGGCUUGGUCAUGGAGGUCGCUCGUACCUCCUUAGUCCACGCGGCUGCCCCCCACUUUCUGUGGCCGUUUGCGGUCCGGUACGCUGCGCAUCAGCUCAACCUCUGGCCCCGUGUCUCCGCUCCGGAGACCUCGCCCACACUGCUGUGGACGGGGGAGGUUGGCGAUGCGUCACGCUUCCGUGUCUGGGGAUCCCGAGCUUUUGUUCGCGAUUCGUCUGCGGACAAGCUCUCCUCCCGCACUGCUCCCUGUAUCUUUCUUGGCUUUGUCCCGGAUGCGUCUGGCUGGCAGUUUUACCACCCCGCCUCGCACCGAGUCUUCCCCUCUCAGGACGUCACUUUUGACGAGUCCGUGCCCUUCUACCGCCUCUUCCCCUACCGCACUGCCCCGCUCCCUCCCCCGCCUCUCUUCCUCGCGCCAGUUGCUGCAGUGGUAGACCCCCUUCCCCCUCAGGGUGCCGCUCCCUCAGGUGUCUCUCAGGUAGACCCGGUUGAGCCUGCCGAGGUAGCUGUCGACUCGCGUCCUGCUGGAGGUGCUGAGCCAGAGCGUGCGGAGCCUGAGCGGGCGGAGCCUGGGGGUUCUGAGUCUAGGGGUGCUGAUCCUGGGGGUGCUGAGCCUGGGGGUGCUGGGUUUGGGGGUACUGAGCCUGGCGUUGCUGAGUCUAGGGGUACUGCGCCUGGAGUUGCUGAGCCUGGGGGUGCUGAGCCUGGUGGUGUUGCAGUUGACUGUGAGGCGCCUGGAGGACCUCCCUCUUCGCAGCAGCUGUGUGAGUGGUACUCACGGUACUGCAGCCUCCGGCGAGGUGAGUCUCGGGCUCGUGGUACUGCUGGAGUUGGUACUCGUGCUUCCCCACCACGGCGGGAGCCGCCCUCUUCCCCUCAGCUUCGAGAGUGGUACGCUCGGCACAUCAGUCUCCGUAGUGGAGCUGCUGGUGCUGGGGUCCCCGGAGUUGACGCUGCUGCGAGUACUACGGACCCUGGUGCUGGAGGUGCUGCUGCUGCUGGCGGUGCUGCUGGAGGUGCUGCUGCUGCUGGCGGUGCUGCUGGAGGUGCUGCUAGUACUGAGGACCCGGGCGUUGGAGCUGCUGUGGGUGCUACGGACCCUGGUGCUGGAGGUCCAGCUGCUGCUGGCGGUGCUGCUGGAGGUACUGCUGCUGCUGGCGGUGCUGCUGGAGGUGCUGCGGACCCUGGUGCUGGAGGUGCUGCUGCUUCUGGAGGUGCUGCUGCUGCCGCUGGUGUCUCUGCUGGUUCGAGAGCUGCUGCACGGCCACGACCGUACUUCGUUCCGCUCCUUCAGCAGGUUCUUGGUCAGCCUCCUCCUCCUUGUUCUCCUCUCGCCUUAGAGUGUUCGCCGUCUGUCCAGUCACAGCCACAGUUACCGCCUGCCUCCCCACUCCCUGUGCCUGCUCCUUACACUGGUCCAACUGACGGUCUUGCUGAGAGACGUGAGCCUGCGUCACGUCCUGUGUCACCUGCGUCUCGUCGAGCGUCGCCUGUUCGAGCUGCUACCACUGGUAGUCGUGUCCCGCGUGAGCGUCCUCCUGCUGUCCCAGGCACGCACCGGAUGGCGCUUCGUCAGUCCACUGCUCCGCAGCGUGUUGCUCUCCCGUCGCCUCCUGCGUCCUCUCUUCCUGCUCUUGCUGACCCGGAGUCAGACUCCCUUCGCGCUGCCAGUCCUACUGUCACACGUCUCCUGGCUACGGUUGUCACUGACCCUUCCUUUGAGUCCGCUGCUGCGUCUGCCCUAGUCACUGAGCUUGUCGACUUUGCAGCUGCGUGUCGUCUAGACUACGCAGCGAGUCUUGUUGCUGAGUCUGAGUCUGCCUGUCCUCCGUCCGUCGGGGGUGAGUGUGCUCUUGGCACGGACGUCCUUGAGGACAGGCAGGAGGAGUUUGGUUGCCUUGUUUUGCCUUGA
This is a messenger RNA of Closterium sp. NIES-65, 3003 nucleotides long. NCBI's taxonomy places the organism in Eukaryota, Viridiplantae, Streptophyta, Zygnematophyceae, Desmidiales, Closteriaceae. The record is from the annotation of a GenBank genome assembly.